CCCCCCCCCCCCCACACACACACAACGAGAACCCUUCUUCGAUCAGAAAUGGUGCAAACCCUAGAAUCGUACUAAGAGAAGAGAGAGGAGAGAUGAGUUAAAAUGAGAAAAGGAAUGGGAAUUUAAGGUGGGGUUGGGUUUUCUAGUGCAGGUUAGUGGGUUUGAGUUAAAAUAAGUGGGAUCCGAGUUUAAAUUGGGUUCUAUUAGUGUAAGGGCACGAGUAGCCCAAAUUGUAACGGUUGGAGCAUGUGUGAGCCAACGUUUAAAUGACAGACGUAUGCGUGAAAUUCAUAUAGUUGAAGGGCACAUCUGGCCCUUUUCCGUAUUUUAUAUACUUAAGAGACAAAAUCUAUACUUGAACGGUUCAAAAAUAUAACUAUCCCAAUUAAUAUUAGGAUCAGACAGAAAGAGAUGGAGAUGAUGGAUUCAAGAGAGGAAGGACAAAUAAUGUCAGCAGCAAAUUACUAUUCCAACGACUUUGAAUGGGACCUACUUCGCCAGGAUAUCGAAAAAGAUCCUUCCUUUGCUCACCAUUUGCUUCCUUUUCCUAAUCAAAAUCAAGAAACCCAUUUGUCUUCUUUAUGUACCCAACAAGAAGAUUCUGAAGCAUGGAAUAACUUCCACACUCGCCAUUCCACUGGCAAAUUCUUCAAGGAGCGGCGGUACUUGCUUAAGGAAUUCCCAGAGCUAGCCUCUUGCAAGGAAUGCUCGACAGUUUUGGAGGUGGGAUGUGGAAAUGGUAGUACAGCUCUGCCAAUAUUACGUGGAAACAAGAGCAUCUCUCUCUAUGCCUGUGACUGCAGCAAAGAGGCUCUUGAGAGGGCUAAAGAGAAUAUUGACGCUGCUAAUAUAAACUUGGCUAAAGAACGUUUUGCCACAUUCCAAUGUGAUUUCUCUGCAAGUGGAUUUCCAAACUGGUUAGUCUGCACUUCUUGCCGUGAAAGUUUCUUCCAGAAGCAAAAUAUGUGCUCCGCAGAUGCAAGAAGCUGCAGUAAGCAAGAUUUCCCCGAUCUACCGAUAUCUGCCAAGAACAAUAGCUGCAUUGGAGGAGUAGAUUUUGUUACCUUAAUAUUUACACUAUCAGCUGUGCCACUUCACAGGAUGUCGAGAGCAAUCACAGAAUGCUUCUCCGUCCUAAAGCCCGGAGGGUUGUUGUUAGUCAGAGAUUAUGGUCUUUAUGAUAUGACCAUGCUUCGGUUCGAGCCAGAGCAAAGAGUAGGAUACAGGGAGUACAUGCGUUCUGAUGGAACAAGGUCUUACUUCUUUUGCUUGGAUAAUGUAAGAGAUCUCUUCUGUGGAACAGGAUUCAGUGAGCUUGAGCUUGAAUAUUGUUGUGUCCAGUCAGUGAAUCGACGGAAUGGGAAGAACAUGCGAAGAGUAUGGAUUCAUGGGAAGUUCCAGAAGCCACAUGUCCACUUAGGUUAAUAACCCCGUGGUUUUGAUUGGAGAAAGUGAGCUUGCAAGCAGCUAAAUUAAUGUUCCUUGAGCUUAAGAAACUGAAAAAAAGAAGAUAAACGUGUGUUAUUUUUUACCCUUAAAUCGUCCUCCAACAGAGCUAAAUCUAUGAUGUGUAGAAGUGGAAUACUUGAGUAUAAUGUCAGUGCCUGAGAUUCCUUUGAAUGAAAGAUUCAGUCUUUUUCUAGCUAUACAUGCAGAGAAGCCUUAGUCUCGUAAAACAUAUGAAGUAGUGCUGUGAUUGUAUGAUGAGAUGCAGAAAAGGAUGAGCAAAAAUUUGACAAGUUGGUCAUAUUCUUUGUGCUGACUUCAGCAGUUUGUUAUCUUGAGCUUGGGGCUAUUUUAAGGUCAGUUUACACUGUGAUGGUGCAGUUUGGUUUGAGAAGCUUCUCAAGGGUGAAUUAUUGUUGUUCCUUUGGAAGAGAAUUUAAUUGUGAAAACUAAGUCCAACUUCAAGGCUGGAAGUAAAAGAUGUGUGUUUUCAAUUAAA
Messenger RNA from Lycium barbarum (goji berry), 1945 nucleotides. RefSeq lists its product as uncharacterized. The transcript has 7 exons. NCBI's taxonomy places the organism in Eukaryota, Viridiplantae, Streptophyta, Magnoliopsida, Solanales, Solanaceae. Bases 412 to 1425 code for a protein of 337 amino acids. The record is from RefSeq and is a predicted model, not a curated record.